Myxocyprinus asiaticus (Chinese sucker) is the source of this 5572-nucleotide messenger RNA. RefSeq names its product poly [ADP-ribose] polymerase tankyrase-1. Bases 44 to 3898 code for a protein of 1284 amino acids. NCBI's taxonomy places the organism in Eukaryota, Metazoa, Chordata, Actinopteri, Cypriniformes, Catostomidae. Gene Ontology annotation, molecular function: protein binding; NAD+ poly-ADP-ribosyltransferase activity. The record is from RefSeq and is a predicted model, not a curated record. The transcript is spliced from 29 exons. Gene Ontology annotation, cellular component: cytoplasm; nucleus.
UCCCCGACACUAUUCGCUGCCAGAGGGGAAUUUGUGUGCGAAAAUGGCGACGUCCCGUCGCACUUCCCAGCAGCAGCAACAGCAAAAUGUAUCCUCCCCGCCAAGAACAGGCUCCAGUCCCCUCACCCCUCCAGAAUCACCCCCCGAUACCGGUGGAUCCGCUGCUGGUGGGGAGUCGGAGAGCGUCGGGGACCCGGAGAUUACUCCUGAAAUCCCCGCUCCGCUACUCAGCAGCAGCAGCAGCACCACCAGCUCCAGCAGCACUAGCUCAUCUUCCACCGACGGGGGCAGUAGUGUGGGCUCCACUCCCGACUCCGGUAGUGCCAGUCCUGGAGGCAGCGGCUGCGGGACGAGUGGGGCUUUCAGGGAGCUGUUCGAGGCCUGCAGGAAUGGGGACGUGUCUCGGGUGAAGAGGCUGGUGGAUUCGGUCAAUGUAAACGCGAAGGACAUGGCCGGGCGCAAGUCCACCCCGCUUCACUUCGCCGCUGGUUUUGGAAGGAAAGAUGUUGUCGAGCAUCUCCUGCAGACGGGGGCAAAUGUGCAUGCGCGAGACGAUGGAGGGUUGAUACCUCUGCACAACGCAUGUUCGUUUGGCCAUGCUGAGGUGGUCAGCUUGCUGCUGUGUCAGGGGGGCGAUCCCAACGCCAGAGACAACUGGAAUUACACUCCGCUUCAUGAAGCUGCCAUCAAGGGUAAAAUCGAUGUAUGCAUUGUGCUGCUCCAGCACGGCGCCGAUCCCAACAUCCGCAACACUGACGGCAAGUCUGCCCUGGACCUCGCUGACCCAUCCGCUAAAGCUGUUCUUACCGGCGAAUACAAGAAGGACGAACUCCUGGAAGCUGCGAGGAGCGGAAAUGAAGAGAAGCUCAUGGCACUGCUCACGCCAUUAAACGUCAACUGCCAUGCCAGCGACGGUCGUAAGUUGACAUCUCAAAAAAUGCUGUCCACUCCAUUACAUCUGGCAGCUGGAUACAACAGAGUCCGAAUAGUUCAGCUGCUUCUCCAACAUGGAGCUGAUGUUCACGCUAAAGAUAAAGGUGGUCUUGUUCCUCUACACAAUGCCUGCUCAUAUGGACACUAUGAGGUUACAGAACUGCUGCUAAAGCAUGGGGCAUGCGUCAAUGCCAUGGACCUCUGGCAGUUCACCCCUUUGCACGAGGCCGCCUCCAAGAAUCGCGUGGAAGUGUGUUCCUUACUUCUGAGUCACGGAGCCGACCCCACUCUGGUCAACUGCCAUGGAAAGAGCGCAGUGGAUAUGGCCCCGACCCCAGAACUCAAAGAGAGGCUUACCUAUGAGUUUAAGGGCCACUCUCUGCUCCAGGCGGCACGGGAGGCAGACAUGACAAAAGUGAAGAAAAGUCUGGCUCUGGAGAUCAUCAACUUCAAGCACCCACAGACACAGGAGACAGCACUGCACUGUGCGGUUGCCUCGCCUCAUCCGAAAAGAAAACAUGUCACUGAACUGUUGCUACGGAAAGGAGCCAAUGUCAAUGAAAAGAACAAAGACUUCAUGACACCUCUCCAUGUGGCGGCAGAGCGGGCACACAACGACAUCACGGAGGUGUUGCAGAAACACGGGGCGAAGAUGAAUGCUGUUGAUACUCUGGGUCAGACGGCAUUGCACAGGGCAGCUCUGGCUGGACACUUGCAGACGUGCAGACUUCUGUUGAGUUAUGGAGCCGAUCCCGCCAUCGUCUCCCUACAGGGCUUCACAGCUGCACAGAUGGGCAAUGAAGCCGUACAGCAAAUACUGACCGAAAACAUUCCAGUGAGGAACUCAGACGUGGACUACAGACUCUUAGAAGCAGCAAAAGCAGGAGACUUAGACACUGUGAAGCAGCUCUGCUCCCCUCAGAAUGUGAACUGUCGAGACCUAGAGGGCCGGCACUCCACGCCACUCCACUUUGCCGCUGGCUAUAAUCGCGUGGCCGUGGUCGAGUACCUGUUACACCACGGCGCUGACGUCCACGCCAAAGACAAAGGAGGUUUGGUGCCGUUGCAUAAUGCCUGCUCGUACGGCCAUUAUGAGGUGGCAGAGCUGCUGGUCAGGCACGGAGCUUCGGUCAACGUGGCCGACCUGUGGAAGUUCACUCCACUGCACGAGGCAGCGGCCAAGGGCAAAUACGAGAUCUGCAAACUGCUACUGAAGCAUGGAGCAGACCCCACCAAGAAAAAUCGGGAUGGAAACACUCCAUUGGACAUGGUGAAGGAGGGAGACACAGAUAUCCAGGACUUGCUGAGAGGAGAUGCGGCGCUUUUGGACGCCGCCAAAAAAGGCUGCCUGGCCCGGGUCCAAAAACUGUGCAGCUUGGAAAACAUCAACUGCAGAGACACACAGGGACGCAACUCUACUCCCCUGCACCUGGCAGCUGGCUAUAACAAUCUGGAGGUAGCAGAGUACUUACUUGAACAUGGGGCAGAUGUCAAUGCACAGGACAAAGGUGGCCUUAUUCCCCUCCACAACGCAGCCUCGUACGGGCAUGUGGAUAUUGCAGCCCUGCUGAUCAAGUAUAACACCUGUGUAAAUGCCACUGAUAAAUGGGCCUUUACCCCUCUCCAUGAGGCUGCACAGAAGGGGCGCACCCAGCUCUGUGCUCUGCUGCUGGCCCACGGGGCCGACCCCACCAUGAAGAAUCAGGAGGGUCAGACGCCACUGGACUUGGCAACGGCUGAUGAUAUCCGGGCACUGCUGAUUGAUGCCAUGCCCCCUGAAGCCCUUCCUAGUUGUUUUAAGCCACAGGCUACAGUGGUCAGUGCCUCUGUCAUAUCUCCAGCAUCCACACCCUCCUGCCUGUCUGCUGCUAGCAGCAUAGACAAUCUGGCCGGACCCAUAGCAGAAUUGGCUGUGUCUGGGGCCUCGGGCCCUGCUGAUGGGGCCACUGGAUCAGAGAGGAAGGAGGGAGAAAUUGCAAUUCUGGACAUGAACAUCAGUCAGUUCCUGAAGAGUUUGGGUUUGGAGCAUUUGCGGGAAAUUUUUGAGAGAGAGCAGGGUGAUGGAGAGUCAACAGUAAUGCUGAGUGUGGAGGCGAGGGCGUGGUCGAGUGUUCGUCUGGGGAGAGAGGAAGCGAUUACCUUGGAUGUGCUGGCUGAUAUGGGACACGAGGAGCUCAAGGAGAUUGGGAUCAACGCGUACGGGCACAGACACAAACUUAUCAAAGGCAUUGAGAGACUGCUGGGCGGUCAACAAGGUGCCAACCCAUAUCUGACAUUCCACUGUGCGAGUCAGGGCACGGUGCUGAUCGACCUAGCCCCUGAUGAUAAGGAGUUUCAGUCAGUAGAGGAGGAGCUGCAAAGCACGAUCAGAGAGCACAGGGAUGGUGGUAAUGCAGGGGGAGUUUUCAGCAGGUACAACAUCCUAAAGAUUCAGAAGGUGGUGAACAAGAAGCUAAGAGAAAGAUAUGCACACCGCCAGAAGGAGAUCGUUGACGAGAACCACAAUCAUCACAACGAGCGCAUGCUCUUUCAUGGGUCGCCAUUCAUCAAUGCCAUUAUCCAUAAAGGGUUUGAUGAGAGACAUGCUUACAUAGGGGGCAUGUUUGGGGCCGGGAUCUACUUCGCAGAGAACUCCUCUAAAAGCAACCAGUAUGUCUAUGGCAUCGGAGGUGGAACGGGCUGCCCCACACAUAAAGACCGGUCCUGUUAUAUUUGUCAUAGGCAGAUGCUGUUCUGUAGGGUCACACUUGGUAAAUCCUUCUUGCAAUUCAGUGCCAUGAAAAUGGCUCAUGCUCCUCCAGGGCACCAUUCAGUCAUCGGUCGGCCCAGCGUCAAUGGGUUAGCCUAUGCCGAAUAUGUCAUCUAUCGAGGGGAACAGGCCUUCCCAGAGUACCUUAUCACAUAUCAGAUCAUCAAGCCAGAGAGCACACCUCCAUCCCCGACAGCAGCAGAGCAGAAAUCCUAGUCCACACGGGACCGAGAUAAGCAGGCUGUGGCCCUGUGAAACACUCAGACUGUUAACCAAACAUUUAAUUCACGCUCUCACGCAUACUUCAGACUUCCACAGACACCUCCUCACGUCCUCUGCCUGAUCAGUACAAUUGGAAUUCGUUCAUUUACCCAUAAACCUCUGUACCGCCUCUUUUAUUUUGCAGAUAUUCGCCAUUUCUGUCCCCGCGAGUGAUUACAUGAAAGAGUUGCCUUGGCUGGCCGCGUCCUGGCCAGUGUGUGUGUACCCCUUUUUUUUAGUCAGGGGUCAGGAUUUAGGUCAUACACUGUUUCAGGGCAAAAAGGAAGGUCUUUAAAGUGUGAAACAACUCUCUGUAAAAUUACUGCCCUGUGAAAGACAACAAGUGACCUCUUCCCUAUCAUUAUACUCAAUGUAACAAUGUAAUGUUUUAAUUCGAGCAUUACACUUAAUUAAGCUUCUCUUUAUUUGAAACCAUUUUAUUAUGACUGUGAUUUAUAUAUUUCUUUUAAUUUCCUCAAUAUAAUUCACACUAAGAAAAUGGACCGCGUCCCCGUUACACUUUAAAGGGACCUGAUAUUUCAGUGAUCCCCUCUUCCUUGAAGUUCGUUAAGUGAAGACUCUGAAACUGUCAUUGUGUUGUGGUUUUAUUUUGUCGUCUUCAUGCAUUGUUAUAAAAAAGCCUUAGAGGGUAUGGAAAAGUAAGAAGAAUGCUGAUUUGGGUGGAGACCAAAACUAUUCAAAAGGCCUUUGGCAGCAAAAUAUAUAUUUUUAUUUUACACUUUGUACUAAUUUUUUCCAUUUCUUUGCACAGGAAUUCUGCACAGAAUGAUCUAUUCCAUUGCCAUAGCCCAAUCCGAAAACAUCUUUUUAAGAAUUUGCACUUUUAAGCAGGACUUAAGUUAUUCUGAAUAAUUUUAAAAGGACGGGGAAAAAAAGUUCACUAAUGUACAGAUUGUGUAAUGGACAAUGCCUUUGUAUAGCUUACAAUGUUUAUUGAUACAGAGUGGGUUUUAUUUGUACUGUAAUGGAAGUGGGAAUUCUUUCUUUCAGAUCUUUCCUUCUAUAUUUUAGGAUGAUCUUUGAUUAAGUGACUUCACUUUGAAAGUCACUCCUUUGGUUUCAUUUUUGUUUUAGAUUAUGACCACAGAAAGUCCUAAAUCUCAUUUAUUCCAGUGCUGUUUCUCUGGUGCAAGAGAAACACCUCUUUUCUGAGGAUCUCAGUAACUACUGAUGUAUCAGCAGCUCGGAUGGCACACUCGCACAUUCAUGUUACAGAAUGAAAUGAAGGACAUGUUCUUGUAUCUGGACAUGGCUCUACCUCUUGAAGUCUGUUUGCAAGGAGUUCACUACACUCCUGUUUGGUUGUUUUGCUCAGGUGUAGUUUGUGGUUUUGUGUAUAUGUAAUGGAGGUGAUCUGCCUUACUCCAGGGAAGAGAGAAAGAGAGGUCCGACUUGUUUUUUCCCCCUCUUAAAGCCAAUAUGUGGGAAAGCAACGUUCCUCUCCAAACUAAAAUCUCAAUUCUAUGAGCUGUAAUUUUACUUUAUUUCCAUUUUCCUGUGAACUUAAUUCAGAUCUAGAAACGGCUUAUUUACCACAAGCAGUCUGCGAACUAAUCAAACACUCGAUCAUGUAAAACUGUCUUAAUAAAGUACAUGUCAUAAAUACCA